Ictalurus furcatus (blue catfish) is the source of this 1379-nucleotide messenger RNA. RefSeq names its product homeobox protein Hox-C4-like. Gene Ontology annotation, molecular function: DNA-binding transcription factor activity, RNA polymerase II-specific; RNA polymerase II cis-regulatory region sequence-specific DNA binding. Gene Ontology annotation, biological process: regulation of transcription by RNA polymerase II; anterior/posterior pattern specification; embryonic skeletal system morphogenesis. The record is from RefSeq and is a predicted model, not a curated record. The coding region runs from base 717 to 1352 and encodes 211 amino acids. Gene Ontology annotation, cellular component: nucleus. The transcript has 2 exons. Lineage: Eukaryota; Metazoa; Chordata; Actinopteri; Siluriformes; Ictaluridae.
UAAUUUAAAGAGCGGCAAUAUUCUGGUAAUCGCAGAUGAGUCUAAAGAUUUAUUUAUUUAUUUGUUUUAACGUGAAUAGCCAAAAAUGCAACAUUUCCCAAGUUAAUUUAACACCUACACGUUUUAUCUGCAGGAUAUUUGUGUGUAUUCAUAAUGCUACGAUAUUUGAUCCACACAGAAAUAAAAAAACAGGCUACACCAGAGGCUGAUAAUGAAUUUAUUAAGGAUUUAGCAUGUUUAGCACAUUUUAAAAAUAGGCUACAACAAAAUAAUUCGUAUAGCUAUGUGUAGUUUAAAUUAUAAUAAACUGGCCAAGUGAUACAAGCAGGACACGAAUGUUUCCUCGGUUUUUAUUCUUGCAGAACAGAUCUGAGAAACUCUUUGUUUUGUUUGUUUUUUUUUUUUAUUAUUGCAACCAGAGAUAUUUGAAAUAGAAUUGCGCCUGCGGCCAAUAUCACAGAGAUGCUCAUACAAAUAAACUAAGUACUGUGGGGUUUUUUUUCCGCAUAAUAUUUGAGUGGGUUUGGAUGUUGCCAAGAAAAUCUUGGCUUCCUCAUCCGGGUACUUUGACCCCAGUGCCUGCUAUUGGCCUGAGCUGAGUCUCGUGAUCAAAGAAACUUUGCACGCUCCGUUUCUUUGCUGGGAGGGGUGGGCUUUUAUAGAGCAGUAAAACGACACAAAGAAGGAAAAUUUAUUUCUUCCCCCUCCCUAAAUUAAUGAUCAUGAGCUCGUAUUUGAUGAACUCGAACUACAUCGAUCCUAAAUUUCCUCCGUGCGAAGAAUAUUCGCAAAAUGACUACAUCAGUGCUGAAUGUUACAGACGCUCCCGGGACGCCGACUACCAGCAGGAGUUGUUAUAUCCUCAAAGUGUCACCUACCAGGAGGGCAAAUAUGAGUGUGAAAGCAUUCCCCAGCACGGGGGGCAUUUACAAGGGGCAAAAACAUACACACCUCCGACUGCUGCCCCUGCCACCCAGACAACUGCCCCUGAACUGCCCUCCGACAGCAAAGAGCCCGUGGUGUAUCCCUGGAUGAAGAAAAUCCACUCCAGUGCAGCGAACUCUUAUGGUUCAGAGCCCAAGCGAUCCCGCACCGCUUACACCCGCCAGCAGAUCCUGGAGCUGGAGAAGGAGUUUCACUACAGCAGAUAUUUAACCAGGAGGAGAAGAAUCGAGAUCGCCAACACGCUGUGUCUGAAUGAGAGGCAGAUCAAAAUCUGGUUUCAGAACCGCAGGAUGAAAUGGAAGAAAGAUCACAGAUUACCCAACACCAAGGUCCGACCUUCAUCCUCCUCCUCUUCCUCAUCUUCCUCAAACAGUGCAGCGCGAGACCAGGACAUCACAAAAAUUUAGACUAGAGGGACAUUUUAUGGACACCAA